Messenger RNA from Helianthus annuus (common sunflower), 1710 nucleotides. RefSeq names its product glutathione S-transferase T2-like. NCBI's taxonomy places the organism in Eukaryota, Viridiplantae, Streptophyta, Magnoliopsida, Asterales, Asteraceae. The record is from RefSeq and is a predicted model, not a curated record. Bases 457 to 1710 code for a protein of 417 amino acids. The transcript is spliced from 2 exons.
ACAAGUCAAUUCCCCUUUUGAUAAUUAAAAAAACAUCAUAACACACCAUUUAAUAUGUUCAACCGGUUUUUAAUUAAUAUCGUACGGUAAACUUAUUUUGAGAAGUUACCAAUUCACAACACAACCGGUUUUUAAUUAAUAUCGUACGGUAAACUUAUUUUGAGAAGUUAGACUGGAAGGUAUGGGGGCCGGUUAGGACCGGCGCCGGUCCCCCACACCGCCCCCCUCCAUCCCACCCCGGCUAAACCAGCAAGCCCUCGUCGAAGUUGCCGCCCCACAUUUGAAAUAUAUAUCCGUUGUUUAACGGAUAGAAUAAAUAAAAAAAAAAUUCUUUUCAACUUUAAAUAUAUAUCCAUUUCACAUCCAUUUUUAUACCAUUUCACAUCCAUUUCUCCUAAUCUUCUCCUUAUAUCAUCCAUUUUUUUAAAAAAAACACUCUCACUUUUUUUUACCAUCAUGAAUCCAUUCAACCCAAACGAUCCCAACCCGAACAAUCCCAACCCGAACAAUCCCAACCCGAACAAUCCAAACUUUUUUUCUAGUCCCGCUUACACUCCGACUAUGGAUUCUUCGUGGGGGUCUCCACCAUUUACGUUCUCGGGUUUCCAACAAUCACCUAACACCUUCAAUCAAAUGUCCCAACUUCAACAAAUGCAACAAUACCAAGCAUUCCAACAAUUCAUGCAACGCGGCUCGCUUCAACUUGAUCAAUUCCAAUCGCAACCGCCAACUUCCCAACCACAACCCUCGGUUCACCUUGACGAUGAUGAUGAAGUCGUCCCCGAAUCGCCACCAAAAGAACUCAAGCGCAAAAAAAACAGGGGGAUGGGGAAGGCGGUUGAAACCGUACCCGUCACCGAAAAAAAAAGCGGUUCGAGAGCAAAGCCGAGACCGUGGACAAAAGUAGAGGAGGAGGCGCUAGCUAUCUCGUUUAUUAAGGCCUCAACUUGCCCGAUUGUCGGGAACAAUCAAUCGGGUUCUGGUUUUUGGAAGAAAUGUACGGAAAGGUUUAAUACCCUUAUGGGGGAAGGCCCCUACCGUGAUCUCGAAUCCGUAUCGGGCAAGUGGCGGAAAAUGAACAAGUGCGUGAAUGAUUUUAUCGGGAUUUAUAACCCACUUUACAUCCAUCGUCCUAGUGGGACUAGCGACGAGGACGUUCUUAACCUUGCGAUAUCUAAAUGGGAAACAAAAAAUCCGCCUUUCCCGCACCUCCGAGCAUGGAACGUUUUAAAGAAAGACCCUAAAUGGGCGCCGAUUCCAGAUGAGGUCGCAACCGCCAAACGGACUAAAACUUCCGAGUCCGGAAGUUAUAGCGCGGGAGGCUCCACCGCUCGUUGUCAAAUCGACAUAAACGACGAACCGGAUUAUGAGGAACAGGAAUAUCACGAACCGGGUCGUCCCACCGGAAGGGACAAAGCAAAAAAAGAGGCGGCCGCAAAGCGCAAAGGGGCCGGCUCGAGUGGAGGUGGCGGCUCGGGUGGAGGUGGCGGCUCGAAGGCGUCUUCGAAAAUGGACGACUUAAUUUUCCAAUUCCGUUCGUUCCAUGAAUUUGCGGCCGAAAAAUAUAGUCACAAGAAAAACGUGUCGGCCGACUAUGCUCGAGCGGAGGAUUUUAGGAUAAUGAGGUUGGAUCUCGACUCGGUUCCGGAGGAGGAACGAGAGGUGUAUCGAAGGAUGAAAGAAGAGGUGAAGAAAAAGUGGACGUUGUAG